AUGUCACAGGUGAUCUCCACCCGAUGUGAAGGGGUUAGGGUGAGGGCUGAUGAACCAAAAUCGGGGCUGGAAAAUGAUAAGAACAGUGGAAAAGAGGAACUCCAGGAUCAUGCAAAGAAGCUGAGUGAGAUUCUUGGCAUUAAUCCAUCACGUAAAUUGGAAUGGCCAAGAUUUGAAGAGAAGGAGACGACAUCGUGCUGCGAUUCGGAUAUAGUGAAGAGGCUCAAGAAGGGUGGUGUGCCCCUAGACUAUAUCGAACCUGAGGUGAAAGAUGGAUUCCAGGUUGCAUUGGUGCUACAAAGGGACGUACAAAGCGAAUUGGACUAUUGGCAACCAUCCAUCCUCAUCUUUGUUCUUGGUGCUAAUCCUCCUUACGAGGUAAUGAAUUCAUUUUAUCGGCGUAUUUGGAAGCAUUUGAAUGGUGAUAAAGUUAUUCUUCUUCCAACUAGACUGUUUGUUAUCCAUUUUAAAACUAUGGAGGAUAGAGAUGAGGCAUUAUCUGAUCCAAUUAAUGACUUAGGUGCCAAUAGCUUCUCAGUAUUAGAUAUGAAUGAAGAUGUUGUAUUACCUGAGGAAGCAGAAUUAACAAAUAGAAUGACCAGGCAAGUAGGGGCAAUGCAGCAGCAGGGACAGGCUAGGAGUGAUAAUCCUCUGGACCCUGAGGUAUGGAGUAAACCUGUAGAGGGCACCUAUAUGUACCAGCGUAUCAAGAAAUUGAAGAACUUGAAACCUGUUUCGAAGAGAUUGAAUACAGACCAGUUUAAUGACAUACAACAGCAUGUGGUAAUGUUAAGGACAGAGUUCGAAGGUGUUCAAGCAGAAUUGCAGAAUAAGGGGACAGAUAUGGCACUGAUAGAGUAUGAAAGAAGACUUCAUGAGGAAUUGAUGCAGAAGAGUAAGACGAAUGUGAGUUUCCUGCAACAGAAAGCUAAGGAACUCUGGGUGAAACAAGGUGAUUCGAAUAAUGCUUAUUUCCAUGCGAGACUUAGACUCAAGACCAUGAGGAACAUGAUUAACUCCAUUGUGGAUGAACAGGGUGAAGUUAUAACUGAUUGGAAUUCAGUUAGGGAUCAUUUCAUCAAGUUUUUUCAUGAUCAGCUUGGCCAAUGCAACACCAGGGAAAGCUCCCAAAUGUCAAUUUUUUAG
Molecule: messenger RNA, 1146 nt
Organism: Oldenlandia corymbosa var. corymbosa
Lineage: Eukaryota; Viridiplantae; Streptophyta; Magnoliopsida; Gentianales; Rubiaceae
Source: the annotation of a GenBank genome assembly